ACCCUGGCAGGGCGGCCGGCCCCGCUCACAGCCAUGGCUUUCAGGAAAUGCUGGAAAUGCUGAAAAUGCUUCGACGUGCGCCCAGCCCAGCCCUGUGCAAGCACUGGGAACCAGCCAAGCCCCAGCUGGGCGGCCUCGCCAUGGGAGGGGGCCAAGCCCGGCGCCCGGCUGCCCUGUGGAUUGGCUCCGAAUUGCUGGGCUGGGGGUUCUGCGCCCGCAGCCUCCCCCCUUCCCAACCCUUUUUCUGGGGCAGCCUUUGGGGGACAGAGGAGGACAUGGGUUAGGGACACGAAUGGGAGACCCACAGCCUGAGGUGGCUGCUGGAGUGGGAAAGAUGAUACCCCAACCCCAGUUCCUAAAAUCGUCUCCCGGGACCCCCACCAUCUCCUCCAUCCCACCAUUGCCCCCAGGAUACCUAGUGGUCCCUGCUCACCCUGAGCCCUGCCCGCAGCCCCUCUGUCCCCAGGGAAGGUCCCUGCCUGGGCGAGGGUACAUCCCUCACGGGCAGGCAGCUCCGUCCUGGUGGCACGUGGGCUUGGCAGCGGGGUGGCCCUGCACCCUCCGCACCCCGUCCCACCCCCGGACCAUGUAGGGCACCGGCUGCUCCUCGUCCAGAGCUUAUAGGAAGAGGAAAACCUCGUCCCCACGCAGAGGAGGAAACCCGACAGCCCAGAUGUGCACAGAGCAACAAAGCCGAUAGCAUUUUUAUUUUCUUUUUUUUUUUUUUUUCCCCCUCCUCUCUGCAAACAGAGGAGUUGCUUGAGCUGCAGCGGGCACAGCCCAACCCACGGCGCGGCGAGCGGCAAGGCCGGCGGGAGGCUGCGGCACAGCCCUGGCGCAGCCAUGGGGCAGAAGUGCAUGGAGAAGGUGUCCUCCUUCCUCUUCGAGUAUGAUACCCCCAGGAUGGUGCUGGUGAGGAACAAGAAGGUGGGACUGACCUUCCGGCUGAUCCAGCUCAUCGUCCUGGCAUACAUCAUCGGGUGGGUUUUCCUCUAUGAGAAGGGCUACCAGUCUCAGGACAGCAUCGUCAGCUCGGUCUCGGUGAAGCUGAAAGGCCUGACGCUGACCAACGAAAGUGUCAUGGGCCCUCACAUCUGGGAUGUGGUGGAUUAUGUUUUUCCACCCCAGGGGGACAACUCGUUUGUGGUGAUGACCAACUUCAUUGUCACCCCUGGACAGAAACAAGGCAACUGCCCGGAGCUGCCGGACGCGGGGCUCUGCACACGGGACAGUGACUGCAGCCAAGGGAAGUACAGCCGCCAGGGACAAGGGCUCAUGACAGGCAAGUGUGUGCAUUUCAAUAGCUCUGUGAAGACCUGCGAGAUCUUUGGCUGGUGCCCCGUUGAAGUUGAUGACCACAUUCCCAACCCUGCCCUGUUGUCAGAAGCAGAGAAGUUCACCUUGUUCAUCAAGAACAGCAUCACCUUCCCCAGGUUCAAGGUGUCCAGGCGCAACUUGGUGGAGAGUGUUACCAAACAGUACCUGAAGAAAUGCACCUAUCACAAAGUCACCGAUUCCUUAUGCCCCGUGUUUGACCUGGGCUACAUAGUGAAGGAAUCGGGUCAGAAUUUUACCUUCCUGGCUGUUAAGGGAGGAGUGGUGGGCAUCACCAUAGACUGGAACUGCGACCUCGACUGGCCCGUCCGGUACUGCAAACCCAUUUACCAGUUCCAUGGCCUUUACAAUGAUGACAGUAAUGUUUCACCGGGCUUCAACUUCAGAUACGCCAAAUACUACAAAGAAGAUGGGAUGGACAAGAGGACGCUCUACAAGGUGUUUGGAAUCCGGUUUGACAUUUUGGUGAAUGGCAAGGCAGGCAAAUUUGACAUCAUCCCGACCAUGACCACAAUCGGCUCUGGAAUUGGUAUUUUUGGAGUGGCCUCUGUCCUCUGCGACCUGCUCCUGCUGCAUUUUCUCCAAGGACGGGACUAUUACAAGCAGAAGAAAUUCAAAUAUGCAGAACAAGAGCCUUCGAAGUCACAUAAGAAGGAAAAGGAGCUGGACAACACACAGUGAGAGAAUCCACACUGACCAACAAACCUACACACUCUUCCUUCUCCUCCUCUCCUAAAACAUGGUCGUCAUCCCCUGUCACCACCCUGCGCCAGCCCCAAGGCCAGUGGGAGCAGCGUCCAACACCAGCUCAUGGGAACAUGCUGCCCUGCAGCCAGGGCAGGGGCCGGCUGGCCCGGCACCCUGCCUCUGGUGGGACACGCUUCAACACCACGGGUGGGUUACACUAGGGGACCCUCAGGGCCCUCCAGCAGCCCUGCUGCAGGCCACGGGGGUCUGCAGCCUUUGCAGGCACUUCUGAAGUGCUCCCGUUGCACCCUGCCCGGUGUGCUGGGGCUGUGCUGAGGCAUCCCGCACCCGAAGCCUUGGGGAGAGCAUCGCUGCCUCUCCUUCCCCGGCUGCACCCUUGGACAGCUGCAAAUUGAGGAGAGCAGGAGGGAAGGAGAGCUGGCAAGAACCAUACCCAGUCCCUCAGCAUGGGGUAAAACCGGUUAUUUUGUAAGGAUGUAUUUUAUUAAAAAAAAAAAUAAACCUUUAGUUUUUCUACUA
Falco peregrinus (peregrine falcon) is the source of this 2562-nucleotide messenger RNA. RefSeq names its product purinergic receptor P2X 1 (gene P2RX1). NCBI's taxonomy places the organism in Eukaryota, Metazoa, Chordata, Aves, Falconiformes, Falconidae. The record is from RefSeq and is a predicted model, not a curated record. Gene Ontology annotation, biological process: response to ATP; monoatomic cation transmembrane transport. Gene Ontology annotation, molecular function: purinergic nucleotide receptor activity; extracellularly ATP-gated monoatomic cation channel activity; ATP binding. Gene Ontology annotation, cellular component: plasma membrane; nuclear inner membrane. The transcript has 13 exons. The coding region runs from base 844 to 2016 and encodes 390 amino acids.